Messenger RNA from Ceutorhynchus assimilis (cabbage seed weevil), 2829 nucleotides. NCBI's taxonomy places the organism in Eukaryota, Metazoa, Arthropoda, Insecta, Coleoptera, Curculionidae. The record is from the annotation of a GenBank genome assembly.
GUUAGCUUCUGUUUUAAUCUAAUGAUGUUUUAUCUCAGUCUGGCGCUUUCGGAAUUCUAUAUGGUUGUCUUUAGCUGUAUUCCCCUGAUAACUAAAGGGUUAUCAAGCGCGCGAGUGCUACCGCUCGACGUAAAACGUGGCGGACAAGACUUUAGUGCUGUGUCUUGCUCUAACCGCCACUUUCCAUGGGUAUUUUUGGAUGGGACGUAGGCCACUGUAACGCGUGUUUCCUAGUUAAUCAACAACACACUGCCAGAGUCUUUAGUUUUGGUUUCGUGUUGCCGCACCGGUAACGUUCACACCGCAUUCGCGGAUUAACUUUUAUACGCGCCCGCACCUGAUGGAAAAAGCGCGAAAGUUUAUGAUGAGUGGAGUGCGUUGGGAUCACCCCACCCCUAAAAAAGUUCUCAUUCAGCAGAAAAAGUGUUGACACGUGUUGCCUGGCAACCAACCGUCGCGUGCAUUUUUUUUCCGACUCUCACACGCGCCAGGUUCUUUUUUAUUUUUAUUGUGUUUGAGUGCAAACAUGUCGAUAUACAAAAAAGGAUUCCUGUGGUGUCACUUGAGACUUUUCAAAAACUAAAAUCAAAAACCAAACGAAAAUGCACUUGACCAACACACAACAAACUGCCGCUGCGGCCUCACCGGAAACUUCGACAGUCAACGAUACCUACACGAAAAUGACCUCGGAUAUUCUGGCGGAACGGACGCUGAAUGACUUCUUGUCGGAACAUCCUGGUGAACUAGUGAGGACCGGUAGUCCGUUGUUUGUUUGUACAGUGCUACCUCCUCAUUGGAGGUCGAACAAGACGUUACCGGUUGCGUUCAAAGUGGUCGCGCUCGGUGACAUUAAUGACGGUACCGUGGUCACCGUUAAAGCCGGUAACGACGAAAACUAUUGUGCCGAAUUGAGGAAUUGUACUGCCGUUAUGAAGAAUCAAGUGGCGAAGUUUAACGAUCUUAGGUUUGUGGGAAGAAGCGGAAGAGGCAAAAGUUUUUCGUUAACGAUAAUGGUAUCGACGUCGCCGCCUCAAGUAGCCACCUACAAUAAAGCUAUUAAAGUUACUGUUGAUGGUCCUAGGGAGCCGAGAUCCAAAACAAGACAACAACAACAGUUCCAUUUUGCUUUCGGACAAAGGCCUUUCCCGUUCGCCACAUCGGAUCCGUUGUCUGGAUUUCGAAUGCCACCAAUAGGGAAUUGUAAUAAUAUGACUCAAUUUGGUCUAACAACAACUAACUCGCAUUGGGGCUACAGCGCAGCAGGUGCUUACUCUCCCUAUUUUACUCCUAGCACUUUAGGUUCUUGCGCAGCAACCACUACGCAGUUUAACACUCCCGCUUUAGGAUUUUCAGGAGCUACUCCCGAUCAAACCACUGCGCAAGAUGCUUUUACUACUAGUUCGACUGUUAGCACUUUACUUCCCGAUUCAACUUCAACCACAGACCUCGAUCAACACUUAGGACUAAUAUCAUCACAAAACCACUCCAGCCAUCCACAAUCAACCUCCCACCCAUCAGCCCUAUUAGUACCAAGAUACUCAACGAACCACACAGAUUUCAGCCUAUCAGGUCCAAGAUCCCUAUCGGAUAAUUCGAGUGCGGCCGAUAGUCCCGUCCAAGAUGAUUUAACUUCAAUUGGAGUCAACCACAUCAACAAUUCGAGCAGUACCAACUUCCCUUUGCACCAAAACAUGACUCAAUCGUCCUAUUCGUCCAGCAAUUGUAAUAAUUCAAUCUACCCGGUACUACCUGGACUGUUGUACUCGCAACUUUACUCAGCAGCCAACCAUCAUCAGCCUCACAACUUUCACUCGUUGCAUACUCACAGUGCGCAGUCUCACAACGAUUUGCAAAGUGUAAUGGAUCAUUUAUCGACCAAUACAUCACAGCGUCAAAUGAACGGUGGUACUGCUGAUUUGCUUUUGAAUAAUGGUACUUGUGCGGCGGCUGCGCAAAGACAGGACGAUGGUAGAGUGUUGAGUAGUAAUGGGCCUAGAGGGCCUACUGGACAAAACGGGGAUGCUGUCGUUUGGCGACCUUAUUAAGUUUUGUGUUUUUGAUUGUGAUAAUUUUUGUGCAAUAAUUUGUUGAAUGAGGAAAUUUACUAACAAAGUUCAAAAUGUGUUCGAGAAGUUUAAGGCAUCAAUCGUACUAAAGUGAUUUUGAGAAGCAGAACGAUGAAGGUACCUAAUUAGAAGGGAAUUUAGUUUGGAACCACUUUGGUACUACUUAAGCUAACUUCACGAGCAUAUAAGAUUUAUUAUUUUUCUCAGUUGUUUUCCGCAUUUCUGAAAAGUUGCCGAUGUUAAUUUUGACUUUUUUCAGAUCUGAAGGAAUGAUUCUACAAGCCAUUUCUGAUAUUUUGUUGCCGAGAUUGUGGUACUGAAUACAUAAUUAAGAAAACGCAAAGGAAAGUCAAUUCCAAGUAAUAUAGAUACAAAUUUGAAAAUAAUUUGGUACAAAUCUCCUCCUGGGUUAAAGAUAGAACAUUGAUAAAAGCUUUCCAAAAGCAAAACAUCGGCAACUUUUCAAUUUUAAACCAGCUAUCAUCUAAAAUCUAGGACACACUGCAAAUUGUUUAUUAUUUGUUAAUUUCCAGAAGUAAAAUUUGAUAAUUUGCGUCAUCAAAGUGCAAAUCCAUGUAAAUAAAAUGGAAGUUUUAAUGAUGUAUAAAUUACUCAUAGUUUUGGAGACGUUUUCUUUUGGCUCCUAAAUAAAAUGCUUGAUAAAAAUUGAUUUUAAUUAUUGUAAAAAGUGAAUUUGUUGAAAAUUGUUUUCUGUUUAUUCUGUAAAAUAAAUAUUAUUAUUAUAAAAAUAUGUAUUACUGAA